UUUCAGUCUUUUCAAGGGAGCCAAGGUCGUGCUUACCUGUUCAACUCAGUAGUUAAUGUGGGCUGUGGACCAGCUGAGGAGCGGGUUUUACUUACUGGCCUGCAUGCAGUGGCCGACAUUUACUGUGAAAACUGCAAAACCACACUGGGCUGGAAAUACGAACACGCCUUUGAGAGCAGUCAAAAGUACAAAGAAGGGAAGUACAUUAUAGAACUUGCUCAUAUGAUUAAGGACAAUGGCUGGGAGUGAACACAAAGUCCUGCUGGAGCUGAUCACUGGGCUGUUGAUCCUGGAAAAAGAGGAGUAACUGAAGGCUUUGGUUGUACGUGUUGUGGGGGGAGCCGAGCUGCCAGAGGCUCCACCUCCCAGCCAUCUGCCUCUGCAUUUCUCUUUAUUGUCUUUUAUCCUCGAUUAUCUUUUUGUUUCACCUCCUGCAAUCAGACAUCUCCUGGCUCCCGCUCUCCACCGUUGUCGUUGCGGCUGAACAACUGCACCAAAGCUCGGGGAUAUUUGUUUGCUUUUUUUCUGAAAUUUCCCUUCCUUAGGUUAACCUGAAAAGCUGUUCUAGUGACGUGAAUUCUGUUGGAGAGUAGCGUUGUUCAGGAUGAUGGGGAGGUGAAGGAGGGCAACUCUUUGUGUUUUAGAGUAAAUGCAGGCGGAGAGCUCAAAGUGAAGGCCGUGACACUUGACGGUAGGUGUUGCUUCGAUGUGUCACAGUGCCUCAUCUGUUUGGCUGGUCAAGAGGUGAAACUGUCCCCAAAAAAAAGAUACUUGGAACCCAGUUGGUCUUUUGGCUGAUGGGAGGUUAAAGACACUUCCCUCCACAAGCAGGCAGGGCCUGUAGGAGAUGCAUGUUCCCUUCCCAGAUGAAGGAAAUCGGCCUCUUACCAGCUUGCUGCUGUGAGUUGGCAUUUAGCCCUACCCUGGCAUCUGGCAUAACCCAUACUGGUGGUCAUGUGUUCAAUUUGGAUGCAGUCUUGCACUGGGAGCAGGUGGGCCUCCUCCUGCCCCCCUCCAUCCCAGUUUCCUUGAUGGCUCCCAGUUGCCUCAUGGUCAUGUUAUUUUUAAAAGGAAAUUAAAAAUCACCUGUCCCUUUUAAUAUCACUCCAAUGGAAUGCCCCAAUCCAACUAAAAUGCUGAUAAAAUAUGCUUCCAGGGAGCCUAUAUGAAAGGGUGUCUUUCCAACAAUCUAGGUUGAAAAUUAUUGGUUUUUCCAGGAGGCCCCAUCCCCUGCAGUGCCACCGGUCAGACAAAGUAAUCCCUGGAAUUGCAGGCUCUUGUCAGCUAAGUCCAUUUCAACAGGUUCCUUUCAAACAAUGAUGAUGCACGAUGCCUGGAAAUGAGUCAGUUUUGAGAGGGAGUGAUGGAUCAGCUGAUUGUAGCUCAGCAUUAACUUUCAUGGGAGUGUUGCCAGCACACAGACUGCACAUAAGAGACAGGCAAAGAGACAGUGAGUGAUGAAAGGCAGAACCGGUGUCCCUUUGAUAACCUGCCAGGGUACAAUAGGAAAGGGCACUCAAGCUUCUACUACAGACCAGGUAGAAUGAACAGUAUCAUUGAGUCUGAGAGGUAAGAUGAGGACAAAGCCUCACACGGAUGGAUGGUGGGAUUGGGGACUGGACGGGUGAGGGUUACCUAAAUCUGCAGAGUUCAGCUCCCCAGUAGAAAUGCUCAAAUUUCAUUUCUAAAGCUGUCAGCAAAGGAGAAGCAGACAUUGCCUAGUUGCCAGGUUGGUCAUGUGAAUGACAAAUGAUGACACUGGUCCCUCUUACUCAUUCAGACACAGUUAUAAUCUCUAGGGACACCAGGAUGGGAGGGUGUUUCAUCAGUAAGAGGGAAAUACUGUGAAAAUGUCAGAGACUGUUGUUUACCAAUCUAAAGUUGAACAUAGCUCUGGUUAGACCCCAUUUAGAAAAAGGGACUCAUUUCUGGACACUGCAUCUUCAGAAAGAAUGUAUUUAGAGUCAUACAGCAUGGAAGCAGACCCUUCAGUCCAACUCAUCCAUGCUGACCAGGUUUCAUAAACUGAACUAGUCCCGAUUGCCUGCAUUUUAUUUUGGAGGAGGUGCAGCAGAGAUUCAUUAAUAAGACCUGGGGACUGAAAGAGUUAGAUUAUAAGGGACAAUUAACUCAGACUUGACUAUCCUUUUGUAUGCAUGUGAUCAAGUUUAAAUAUUAAGUUAAUUGAAGGAUAGAUAGAUAGACUAUAUUCUCUGGUGAGGGAAGUUUUAAACAAGGGGCAACACCUUAAAAACUUGGAGCAAGACCAUUCAGGAAAGGAGUGCUGAUGUGAAGGAUUUCAAGGAGUCUUGGAAUUCUGGAACUCUGCACCAAAAUGCUAUGAGGAUUGAUUGAAAAUUUUAGACUGACCUUUAUAGAGUUUCUUCCCUCAGGCGACAGUGUUCAGGGAUGUUGGAUCAGGACAGGGAGAUAGUUAACAAAUCGGCUGUGACCUAAGUGAACAAUGAAAUGAGCUCAAUGGUUGAAUGGCCUCCUUCUGUUCCUGUUUACCUACUUGACAUAUUAGUAACCAGACGUGACAUGUUUCUGUUGCCCUCAGGCUGGGGCAGGAUGGAGCUCUGAACCUUGUAAUGAAACGUUUUAUUUUGAUUCAGUAAAGAUGGGUAAUUAUUUGGGAAUAAUCUUCAGGCAGCUCAGCAGGUUGCCUCCGAAUUUAAAUUAAACCCCAUUCCCCCCAGCCCCUAUUCCUGGGGUAAGUGUAUUUGCAUCCUGCUGGCUGUUACAAAGAGCCCACAUACCGGAUUUGUCAUCAAGUCACACUUGUUGGCUUUCUUCACUUUACCAUUUUUGCAGUGACAGAGAGACUGCAGCAACUCUGUACAACCUACAUCCAGAGUGUAACCAAAAUGCAAGGCUGGGUAUUGCUGCUAAAAUCCUUGGUACCAGUAAGUAGACCUCUGGGCUUUUGUGAGUCAACAGUGCAGCCAGUCAAACAAAUAUGUCCAAAUAUCGACCAAAGCACCUCUCCACUUGCACAGUCACAUGAGCCAGGUAGCAAGUCCAGCCGUAGUUAUCAGCCAUGAACUGUCAAUGGACUGUCUUUUACUUGGUGCAGAGAUCUCCCUUUUAUGUGUCAGUCAUGUCCAUAAUCUGAAGCCUUCAGCAAGCGAAAUCAAUGUUUGGAGUUUGGCUUUUUUUAAAAAAAGCUCCAUCCAAACACAUCAACUUUGAAAGGACAACCCCUGCCACCUGGUCAUUUUGUGGGACUUCCUCAAUUCUUGCUGGUAGUCAGAUUGUGAACACUUCAUGUGGAUUCCACAAAUAUCCCAGCAGUAACUUUAUUGCCCAACGCUCACAGGGCAUCAUCAGUAUUGUUGUCCAGAAAUGACGUUUGGUCCCCGCUUGAGCCAGGGCCUGCAGUGAAUAAGAUUCUGGAACACAAAGACCAAACGCACGGUGUGGCUGACAACACAGUCGGUUUAGAUGCUUGCAGGGAGAGAGUAAAAACAGAACUUUGCAUUACGGGUUAGUGGCUAUAUCAUGAACAUGGUGGUUGACUUGUUAUCAUGGUUUGUGUUUUCCCUCGCAUGGAAUAUAAUACGUCCAAAGCAACGUCACAGAGCCUCUUGGUUGAGUGGCCUGUUGUACAUCCAACAAGCCCUUUGGUUCAAGCAGCCAAUUAGCCUUUGUUUUGUCGCGGCCAAAGCUAGCUUCUAAUUGGAUUCCGCUUUGAUCUGAAGUAGUCAUUGGCGACCACUGCCAAUUCCCUGAUACAGUCACAUUGCCUCUUGCGAUUGGCUAGAAGAUGUACACUCUGCUAGAUCAUCUCCUUAAGUGAUAAUGUACUGUCCCCCUAUUUAAGCAACAAAUUGGUAAUAUAUACAGAAUUUGUCUUAUAUUGUGUACUCUUGUAAAUAUUCGUAUUUAAAAUAAUUUUUUAUAAUAAAUAUAUUCAACAAUGUCUGA
Molecule: messenger RNA, 3927 nt
Organism: Chiloscyllium plagiosum (whitespotted bambooshark)
Lineage: Eukaryota; Metazoa; Chordata; Chondrichthyes; Orectolobiformes; Hemiscylliidae
Source: RefSeq, a predicted model, not a curated record